This is a messenger RNA of Panicum hallii, 1479 nucleotides long. RefSeq lists its product as uncharacterized. The record is from RefSeq and is a predicted model, not a curated record. The transcript has 2 exons. NCBI's taxonomy places the organism in Eukaryota, Viridiplantae, Streptophyta, Magnoliopsida, Poales, Poaceae. The coding region runs from base 1 to 1479 and encodes 492 amino acids.
AUGGCAUCCGAGGAUGCGCCGUUCUCCGCCACCUUCCGAGGACAGCAGGCCGACGCCGCUCUCGCCGCGGCCCUCCUCACCGCCAAGUCGGAGGCUUCGGCCGCCCAGGAGCGGGUCCGUGUGGCUGCCCUCGCCUGGGAGCGCGAGCGCGCCACGGCCGACGCACUCGCUCUCCGGGUCGUCGAGGCGGAGCGCUACCUCCGCAUCUCCUCCGGCCAGCCUGUCGACCCUGAGCACGGCACCUCCUCCUCCUUCCAGGCCCCGUCCGCUGGAUCUGGAGCCCGGUACGACCCGACCGACCCCAUGGUCGCCCAGCUCCACCUCCAGGCAGCCGGCGUCCAGAACAUCAGGGCCCUGGUCUCCGUCCUCCUCGACCCCGCGUCCUCCUCCUACAGCCGCUGGCGGGACCAGGUCCUCCUCACCCUCCGCCGCUACGCCCUCGACGACCACGUCCUCGUCGACUCGCCGAUCGAGGCGCGGGACGUGGCGUGGCUGCGUCUCGACAGUGUCGCCAUGUCCUGGAUCUUCGGGACCAUCUCCCUAGAUCUUCAGGACCUCGUCAGGACCCACGGCGGCACUGCACGACAGGCUUGGGUGGCGCUCGAGGGGCAGUUCCUUGGCAACGCCGAGUACCGCGCCCUCCAUCUCGAUGCCACCUUCCGCACCUUCGUCCAGGGGGACCUCUCCGUCGGUGAGUACUGCCGGCGGAUGAAGAGCAUGGCUGAUGCUCUUCACGACCUCGGGGAUCCGGUGUCCGAUCGGGUCUUGGUGCUCAAUGUCCUAUGGGGCCUGAGCAGCACCUACGACCACCUGAAGUGCUGGAUCACCCGCCAGAGGCCCUUUCCCACCUUCCUGCAGGUCCGGGACGACCUCGCCCUUGAGGAGAUCACCAGGGGUCUCGCGCCCGGAUCCUCCUCACCCAGCCCCGCCGCGCUUGUUGCUGCUCCACCGGCCUCCUCCGCUGCUCCUGUCACCUCCCUCCUUGGGGCUGCUUCCGCCAGGCAGACCGGGGGAGGGGGAGGCCGUGGACGUCGCCGGCGACGAGGUGGUGGUGGUGGCACUGGUGGCCCUGCUCCUGGGGAUACUGGUGCCGGUGGGGGCCGUCGGAGCGCGUCGACCUCGGCUCCCGCUCCUGCCCCUGGAGGUACACCCUGGCCAUCCUUCAGCAACCCAUGGUCAGGGCGCAUCUCGAUGUGGCCGCUCCAGGGUCCGGCGGGGGGGCUUCGUCCUCAGCUCCAGCCGGCGGCCAUGUUCACUGGUGCCGCUCCAUUCUUCGCGCCGUCCUGGACCCCGCCCGCUCAGCCUAGCCAGCAGCCGACCUGGCCUGGGGGGUGGGACCAGGCCGCUCUGGCGCAGUCCUUUAGCACCAUGGGACUGACCCCACCGGUCAGCACCGAGUGGAUCGCCGACUCGGGCGCCUCGUUCCACACCACUCCUGACGCCGGAUUCGGCUUCCCGGCGUCCACUUCUCCGUUGUGA